GCGUGGAGAUGGCAUUUGAGACUGUUCCCGGCUGCUUCGGCCCAUUCUCCCGUCGUUCCCUCUUCCUGAGGGCCAGACCCUCGCUGUCUUCGCCUACGUCCCGCGCACGGCCUCCCGUCCGGCUUGGAGCCCCGUGAUGCGGACCGCGGCGCGCGCGCGGGCGCGGGGCGUGGGGGGGGUCCCGCCCAGGAGGACGUCCCCGCGGGCCCCUCGCCAAGAUGGCGGCCCCGCAGCGGAGGUGCCAGGGGCCACGGGGCGGAAGAACCCCGAGGCGUUCCUGGGGCAGGUUCAUACCACCGACUUUCCCGGUAACUAUUCGGGCUAUGAUGAUGCCUGGGACCAAGACCGCUUCGAGAAGAAUUUCCGUGUGGAUGUGGUGCACCUGGAUGAAAACUCAUUGGAGUUCGACAUGGUGGGAAUUGAUGCAGCCAUUGCCAAUGCUUUUCGACGCAUUUUAUUAGCUGAGGUGCCAACCAUGGCUGUGGAAAAGGUCCUGGUGUACAACAACACAUCCAUUGUUCAGGAUGAGAUCCUUGCUCAUCGCUUGGGGCUCAUUCCCAUUCAUGCUGAUCCCCGUCUUUUUGAGUAUCGGAACCAAGGAGAUGAAGAAGGCACAGAGAUAGAUACCCUGCAGUUUCGGCUUCAGGUCAGGUGCACGCGGAACCCCCAUGCUGCUAAAGACUCCUCCGACCCCAACGAACUCUAUGUGAACCACAAAGUGUACACCAGGCACAUGACAUGGGUGCCCCUGGGGAAUCAGGCAGACCUCUUCCCAGAGGGCACCAUCAGACCAGUGCACGAUGAUAUCCUCAUUGCCCAACUGCGGCCUGGCCAGGAGAUUGACCUGCUCAUGCACUGUGUCAAGGGCAUUGGCAAAGAUCAUGCCAAGUUUUCACCUGUGGCAACAGCCAGUUACAGGCUCCUGCCGGACAUCACCCUGCUUGAGCCUGUGGAAGGGGAGGCAGCCGAGGAGCUGAGCCGGUGCUUCUCACCUGGGGUCAUUGAAGUGCAAGAAGCCCAAGGUAAAAAGGUGGCUAGAGUUGCCAAUCCCCGGCUAGAUACCUUCAGCAGGGAAGUGUUCCGGAACGAGAAGCUGAAGAAGCUUGUACGACUUGCUCGGGUUCGCGACCACUACAUCUGUGAGUAUCGGGUUGGGGGCGGCGCGGGGGUGCGCAGGCGGGUGGGUGGUGCCACAGCUCCCGUGGAGUCCCAGUCGGAAGCAGGCAGGGACGUAGCCUGGGAGCCGGUGCGGGCCCACGUAGGCUCAGGGGUCCCUCUGCUUGCCAGUCUCUGUCGAGUCAACAGGGGUGCUGCCGGCAGCCGUGCUGGUGAGCGAAGCCAUCAAGGUACUGAUGGGCAAGUGCCGGCGCUUCUUGGAUGAACUGGAUGCAGUUCAGAUGGACUGAGGUUUGCACCGGACUUCUCGGCACGGCUGCGCUGCUCCUGAGCCAAGCUGAAGAUUUCGGGGCCGGACCUGCCCUCACAGGACUGCCCCAGAGUCCGGUGUGACUGGAGGUCCUGGGUUUUCUGGGACAAUUCUAGCCUUAUUUUCAGUCAAUACGUUUUGUUGAAUGUGCCACAAAAUGUCACCUUGUGCCUUCGUAAGGCCUUCAUGUAAAUAAAUUCACAUCCAAAAUAAAACUCCUUUUGUCAGAGACUACUUCCUGGGUUUUAGCCCCAAAAAUAUGGGGCCUCCCCUCAGAAGAGGUUUGGCAUUAUUUAGCCCUUGGGAACACUGGCUUCAGGUGUCACUGCAGGUCAGGGCCAAGUCCGUCUGAAGCCUUAAGAGAAAUGCCAAAUCGAGGUGGUUUCUGGGGGCUCAGCUGGACCACAGAAAACUACUGUGUGCCACUUACCAUUUCCUGGAUCAUCAGAGGGAGUGUCUGAGGAAAAAGGAUGGUCCGCAGCCACCAAGUCACCCUGCUAUCAAGUGUCACACAAGGGUGGGUGCCUGGCUGGCUCAGUCAGUAGAGCAGGUGACGCUUACCUCAAGAUUGUAAAAUUCAAGCCCCACCUUGGGUGUAGAGAUUACUUAAAAAUAAGAUCUUAAAAAAAAAAAAAUCCCACAAGGAACAGCAGCAUUUCCCUUUGGACAGUCCCUCCGAGUCCAGCCCAGUGGCCACAGAGGACGCUGGGAGAGUGGUAUGGGCGGCCUGGUCUAGGUCUGUCGGGAAUAGAAAUCUUUUUCUGGCUGGCAUACUGUUUGAGAAAGCUGGUCCAUCAGUCACAGCUCUUCCUGUCCAGUCCCCUUGGCAGGAUAUGCUCAUGAGCAGUGACACUAGAGGUCACUGGUUUGAAAAAGGCAGAUGGGGCCCUUUCUGUAUGAAACAGAUCUUUACUGACAUGCAGAUGUGCUUUAGAGUUAAUGUUUCUACAAAAAGUUCUAUAAACAAUAGAAAACCUCUAGCAUGAAGUCACAGGAUGUUAAAAAUCUUACAGCACAAUAAAUACAACUAUGCCCUCCACAGCCCCAACCAGAGAGGAGUAGGCAGCCAUCGGGUUUGCAGGGAGACCUACUUGGAGACGGCCUUCACAGUGGACAGGAAGCGGCCCAAAGCACCGCUCAGGAAGAGGGCAUGGGGCAAAUCUGUGCCACAGAAACCGCUCCACAGGACCCCAAGUCCCGUUUCCGCAGGCUCACCUCUCUCCAACCCUGCCCGGGUGCCACCAGCUCACAGCUGUAGCUUGCGCCCAGGCUGUUCUGCUCAGUACCCCCCAGAAACCCUCGUGUCAAUGGGCUGCAUGGAUGACAGGCCUCCUCCUACAGAACGCAGACGCUCUAAUCUGGUUUCCGUACAGAGGAAGGCUGUCUAUGGCCAGCAGGGACUCCAGGCUAGGGUCCUGCAUUCAUGUCCCCUCUGCCUACAGGGCCAUCCAGUGACCUCUAGAACAGAGUGAAGCCUCACAAUACAGGUUGUGACAGGAAGGCAUAUGUUCUUUUCUUUUGGAAAUGGUCCAUGAGAGUGACCAGGGACCUGAAAGACCAUGAGAUUUUUGAAGGCACCUGGACCCAACUAGUCCGAGAAGAGACCAGUGGCUUUGCUAGCUGCUCAUCACAGACAGAGCCUAGCUGGUCUACGUUAUCCUCCGAUGCCAACGGCAUCACGUGACACUAGAUAGGGUACCGUGGCUCUUAUGCCUGAGUGGAUCCUGGGGCUGGGGAAACCGCGCUGAGGGACUGCAUGGAAUGCGUGGGAAUACGUGUGAACUCUAAGGGGAUGUCAGAAAGCACUCCAGAUCCUGGCCCUGCUGUGGUCCCUGAUGGUACUACACUUGACACUGCGUCCAGAGCUUGGCGGCAGCCUGUAGCGGGGAUCCCAUCAGGUGACCAGAUUCUUGCUCAAAACAAAGAGAGGGAACUGGCCACAUUCAGUUCAGCACUCAGCACCUGACCCAGACAUGCCCCUGGGGGACGGGGAAGGUUCUCUGCCAGCCCAGCAGUAAGGGGGCUCAGUGGGACUUGCAGCGGCCCAGGAGGAACUCUCUGGCGCAAGCAGUGCGGACCGAGCCCCUGUGCAAGCCUGGCUAGUCGCAGCGUUGGGUGUUAGCACCCCGAGUUACCGCUCUACACGGGUGUAUGGCUACAUGGGGGCUGGAGGGCUUGGGGAGUAGGGCCAGUCUGCUCUAGCUUUUCUUUCUUGGAAAAGUUGAAACUCCAAGUAGAAGGGGAGAUAGCUGGGAGAUCCAGACGGAAUGGUGUGAGCAUGAACUCCCUUUCUUGAUACCUCAGGUAUU
Molecule: messenger RNA, 3735 nt
Organism: Mirounga angustirostris (Northern elephant seal)
Lineage: Eukaryota; Metazoa; Chordata; Mammalia; Carnivora; Phocidae
Gene: POLR1C
Product: RNA polymerase I and III subunit C
Exons: 8
Coding region: 137-1381 (414 amino acids)
Biological process (GO): DNA-templated transcription
Cellular component (GO): RNA polymerase III complex; RNA polymerase I complex
Molecular function (GO): DNA binding; protein dimerization activity
Source: RefSeq, a predicted model, not a curated record